AUGGCAGAAGUCAGUUUUUCAGUAGAUCAGGACCAGUUCAUCUGUCCAGUGUGUCUGGACGAUCUGAAGGAUCCAGUGGUUGUUCCCUGUGGACACUGUUUCUGUAAGUUGUGUAUUAAUGACUGCUGGGAUCAAGACGAUCAGAAGGGCAUUUAUAGGUGUCAUUGGUGCAGAGACACUUUCACUCCGCGGCCAGCUCUACGCAAAAUCAGCACACUGGCUAAAAAAGAGAAAAAACUGAAAGGGACUGAAGUCCAAGCUGCUUCUCCUGCUCACUGUUACGCUGGACCUGGAGAUGUGGAAUGUGAUUUCUGCACUGGGAGAAAACACAAAGCCGUCAAGUCCUGUCUGGUGUGUCUGUCCUCCUUUUGUGAAACUCAUAUGAAACCUCAUUAUGAAGAUCCUGCAUUGAAAAAGCACAAGUUAAUUGGAGCUUCUGGAAAUCUAGAAGAGAAGAUCUGCUCUGAGCAUUAUGAAGUGCUGGAGAUCUACUGUCGUACUGAUCAACGCUUCAUCUGUUAUCUGUGUCUGACGGAUGAACACAAAGGUCAUGAGACAGUCACUAUUGCAUCAGCAAGAGCAGAUAAACAGAGUGAGUUAAAGGAGGAGCAGAUGAAAUCCCAGCAGAGAAUCCAGGAGAAGCAGAAGAAGGUGCAGGAGCUGAAACAGGCUGUGAACACUAUAAAGGUGAGCAGUGAGCAGAGACAGAGCUGCUCCUAGAAACACACACAACAUGGACAACAUGGAGUCAUUUAGA
Molecule: messenger RNA, 757 nt
Organism: Clarias gariepinus (North African catfish)
Lineage: Eukaryota; Metazoa; Chordata; Actinopteri; Siluriformes; Clariidae
Product: E3 ubiquitin/ISG15 ligase TRIM25-like
Exons: 2
Coding region: 1-720 (239 amino acids)
Molecular function (GO): zinc ion binding
Source: RefSeq, a predicted model, not a curated record